This is a messenger RNA of Gopherus evgoodei (Goodes thornscrub tortoise), 581 nucleotides long. RefSeq names its product ribosomal protein L30 (gene RPL30). The coding region runs from base 93 to 440 and encodes 115 amino acids. The record is from RefSeq and is a predicted model, not a curated record. Gene Ontology annotation, cellular component: cytosolic large ribosomal subunit. The transcript has 5 exons. Gene Ontology annotation, molecular function: RNA binding; structural constituent of ribosome. NCBI's taxonomy places the organism in Eukaryota, Metazoa, Chordata, Testudines, Testudinidae.
GCGCUGCAUUGUGGGAGUUUCUUCCUUUCUUGUUGCCCGGCCAUCUUGGAGGCGCGUCUCGGCUUCCGCCGGACCCGACACGAGGCAGCAACAUGGUGGCCGCGAAGAAAACGAAAAAGUCACUAGAGUCCAUAAACUCAAGGCUUCAACUGGUUAUGAAAAGUGGUAAAUAUGUGCUAGGGUACAAACAGACUCUGAAAAUGAUUCGGCAGGGCAAAGCCAAGUUGGUCAUCCUAGCCAACAACUGUCCUGCUUUGAGAAAAUCAGAGAUUGAGUACUAUGCUAUGUUGGCAAAGACUGGUGUGCAUCACUACAGCGGCAACAAUAUUGAAUUGGGUACAGCAUGUGGAAAAUACUACAGAGUGUGUACACUGGCUAUCAUUGAUCCAGGUGAUUCUGACAUCAUUAGAAGCAUGCCAGAGCAGACCAGUGAGAAGUAAAAGCUGGAGAACUGUCAUCCCUUCUAUAAUAAAACUGGUUAUAGACUUGUUUUAAAAAAAACACCAAAACCCUGUAUUUUGUAUUUAUUAUACUGUUGCUAGUUUGGAGCACAAGUUUGCAAAUAGAGACUGGUUACCGUG